AUGGGGUUUGGUAGAGGGAUGAGGGUGCCAUUAUGGGCCCUAGCAUUCAUGAUCUGCAGCAUCCAACAGAAAGCUUCUAGUGCAGAAGGUGAAUCGGGAAAGGUCACCAUCAUCCCACCAUUGACAACUACGCCAGUUAUAACAUCCUUCAACUCAGCUCACAAUGGGCAAGUCUGCAGCACAUGGGGCAACUUCCACUACAAGACGUUUGAUGGGGACAUUUAUGAUUUCCCUGGGACCUGCAACUAUGUCUUUGCCUCCCAUUGCAACGCUGCCUUUGAGGACUUCAACAUCCAGAUCAGGCGCACAGUGGUGAACGACAUUCCCACUAUCAGUUCUGUCACCAUGCGGUUGGAUGGGAUGGAUUUUGUAAUGCAAAAAGAUGCCAUUGUGGUGAAUGGUGAAAGGGUUCAGCUGCCUUACCCUGGAUCAGGAUUCAGUAUUGAGAAAUUUACCAUCUAUGUGAGAGUGAUUGUCAAGCUGGGUCUAACCAUACUGUGGAAUGAAAAAGACAGUCUAAUGCUGGAACUUGAUAAAAAAUAUGCCAAUCAGACCUGUGGACUUUGUGGGGAUUUUAAUGGCAUUCCAAAAUACAAUGAGUUCUUUUCAAACAGGGAUGACAUAACUGCUUUGCAGUUUGGGAAUAUGCAGAAGCUGAAUGGGCCGACAGAAGAAUGUGAAGAUCCUACACCGGUAUCUCUGAGCAACUGUACCGAUGAAUUUGAGUUUUGCCAGCGUGUACUGACUGGCUCUUCAUUCUUUCAAUGCAAUGCUGUGGUGGGAGUUAAUGACUACAUUGAGUCUUGUGUGCAAGACCUGUGCCUCUGUAAACAAGAUGAUCUCACCUCCUGUCUCUGCGACACUUUUGCUGAAUAUUCCCGGCAAUGUGCUCAUGCUGGUGGGGAACCUCAGAACUGGAGAAGCCCAGACCUGUGCCCAAUGGAAUGCUCUUCCAACAUGCAGUAUCAAGAAUGUGAAUCACCCUGUACAGACACUUGCUCCAACUCUGAAAGAUCUCAGCUGUGUGAGGACCACUGUGUGGAUGGUUGCUUCUGUCCACCAGGAACUGUAUAUGAUGACAUUGACAAUGCUGGCUGCAUCCCCCAUGAGCAGUGUUCAUGUGUUUACAACGGAAAAUCCUAUGCUCCAGGGACAACUUUUUCAGACAACUGCCGUUCUUGUUCCUGUCUUGGGGGCCAAUGGAACUGCACAGAACUCCCAUGUCCUGGCAUUUGUUCAGUAGAAGGUGGAUCACACAUCUCCACUUUUGAUGAAAAACGUUAUAAUGUCCAUGGAGAUUGCGUUUACGUUCUCUCAAAGUUUUGUGGAGACGAUACAUUUAGUGUUCUUGGAGAACUCCGCAAAUGUGGCCUGACAGAGACUGAGACAUGCUUGAAGAUGGUUGCCCUCAACAUCAAUGGAGACCAGACUACCAUUGUGAUCAGUCCUAAUGGUGGUGUAUUAGUCAACUCGCUCUACACUCAGCUGCCUCUCUCAGCAGCUAAUGUAACCAUGUUCAGACCUUCGUCCUUCUUCAUCAUGGUGCAUACAAACUUUGGCCUUCAGCUAGCGAUCCAGCUCGUACCCACAAUGCAAUUGUAUAUUCAUGUGGAUCCAUCUUUCCGAGGAAGAACUUGUGGUCUCUGUGGAAACUUUGACAAGCGCCAGAUGGAUGACUUCACAGCCAUAAGUGGAGUGGUGGAAGGAACAGCAUCUGCAUUUGCUAACACCUGGAAAACUCAGGCUGGAUGUCCCAACAUCAAACAAAAUUUUGAGGACCCUUGCACGCUUAGCAUUGAAAAUGAAAAAUACGCCCGUCAUUGGUGUGGAUUGCUGACUGACUCUGAAGGACCUUUUGCUAAAUGUCAUGCCUCAGUGAAUCCAGCUUCUUAUCAUACGAAUUGCAUGUUUGACACCUGCAACUGUGAAAGAAGUGAGGAUUGCAUGUGUGCUGCCCUCUCUUCCUAUGUUAGAGCCUGUGCAGCUGAAAAAGUAGAGCUUCCAGGAUGGAGGACCAAUGUCUGUUCCAAAUACACCACUUCAUGCCCCAAAUCCCUGAAUUACAGCUAUUCCAUCAGUUCUUGUCAACCUACCUGCCGAUCUCUGAGUGAACCUGAUGUUACCUGCAAUGUCAAAUUUGUCCCAGUUGAUGGAUGCACCUGUGAAAGUGGAACCUACAUGGAUGAUUAUGGAAAAUGUGUACCUGCUAACAAAUGCCCAUGCUAUUACAAAGGGACGUCAAUACUCUCCGGUGAAGUGCUCCACGACGUUGGUGUUUUGUGCACAUGUAGCCAAGGAAAGUUGAACUGCAUUGGUGAUCAGGACACAAAACAGGUCUGCGUUGCCCCCAUGGUCUACUUUAACUGCAGAAAUGCCACUGCAGGCCAAACUGGAGCUGAAUGCCAGAAAAGCUGUCAGACUCUUGAUAUGCACUGUUACAGCACACAGUGUGUCUCUGGCUGCAUGUGCCCUGCUGGGCUGGUGUCAGAUGGUAAAGGGGGCUGCAUCGCUAUGGAAGAGUGUCCAUGCAUUCACAAUGAUGCCACAUAUCAGCCAGGAGAGAAGAUUAAAGUCAACUGUAAUACCUGCGUAUGUAAGAACAGGAUGUGGGAAUGUACCAAGGACAGAUGCCUAGGUACCUGUGCUGUUUAUGGAGAUGGGCAUUAUAUCACCUUUGACGACAAGCGUUACAUUUUCAGUGGGAAAUGUGAAUAUACACUAGUUCAGGAUCACUGUGGACAGAACAGCUCUUCCCCCGGAACAUUCCGAGUCAUCACCGAAAAUGUUCCCUGUGGUACUACUGGAACCACUUGCUCAAAAUCUAUUAAAGUCUUCUUUGGGAACUAUGACCUGAUUCUCAGUGAGGAGCACCAUGAAUUAAUACAAAGGGGUGAUGGAGGCCAAGUACCUUACAAGAUUCGCUACAUGGGCAUGUAUUUGGUUAUUGAAGCCAACAAUGGGCUGAUCCUUUUAUGGGAUAAGAAAACCAGCAUAUUUAUCAAAUUACGUGAUGAUUUCAAGGGUCAGGUCUGUGGUUUAUGUGGGAACUAUGAUGGCAAUGGAAUGAAUGACUUCACUACCCGGAGUCAGUCUGUAGUAGGUGAUGUGCUGGAGUUUGGUAACAGUUGGAAGGUGUCUCCCACAUGUCCUGAAGCCAAAUGCACAAAGGAUCCCUGCUUCAAGAACCCUUACAGAAAGUCCUGGGCACAGAAGCAAUGCAGCAUCAUCAACAGCAAGGCCUUUGCUGCCUGCCACUCUCAGGUUGACCCGACAAGAUAUUAUGAAGCUUGUGUAACUGAUUCCUGCGCUUGUGACACGGGGGGAGAUUGUGAAUGCUUCUGUACAGCUGUAGCUGCGUACGCUCAAGCAUGUAGUGAAUUUGGAGUGUGCAUAUCAUGGAGAACACCAUCAUUCUGUCCAAUGUUCUGUGACUAUUACAAUGCUGAACGAGAAUGUGAAUGGCACUACAAGCCUUGUGGAGCCCCAUGCAUGAAGACAUGCAGAAACCCGAGUGGGAGAUGCCAUUAUCAGUUGCCUGGCUUGGAAGGCUGCUACCCACACUGUCCAGCAGACAGGCCUUAUUUCAAUGAGGAUGAGAUGACUUGUGUUGAUGUGUGUGGCUGUUAUGAUGAUCAGGGUAACUACCAUCCACUAGGAAAAACAUUUGACUCGAGAAAGACAUGUCAAUCAUGUACAUGCACCAGUAAAGGCAUAGAGUGUAACUACGAUGCCAAAGCAUGCUACUGCUAUUAUGAAGGAAAGACAUAUAUCUACAAGGAUGUCAUCUACAACACCACAGAUGGCUUGGGCUGGUGCAUGACUGCAACCUGUGAUGUUAAUGGAACAAUCCACAGAGAACUAUUCAGAUGUGGUGGGACUACCACAAUACCACCUACAGUUUCAACUACAGCACCAAGUGAAGCAGAAACCACUACAGCGCAAACAACAGUAUGUGUCCAUAGAACAUGUGAAUGGACUGUAUGGUAUGAUGUCAGCUACCCUAAAUUUGGACGAGACAAUGGGGAUUAUGAAACACCAGAGAAAAUAAGAGAAAGAGGAAAUAAAGUAUGUAAAAUGCCAGAUGAAGUGGAAUGCAGAGCUCAGCGCUUUCCUAAUGAAAAAAUAGAAACACUCGGACAAAAUGUACAGUGCUCCAAGUCUGAUGGUUUGAUAUGCAACAAUAAGGAUCAGACACCACCAAUCUGCUUGAAUUUUGAAAUCAGGUUCCUAUGCUGCCUAUACACACCAUGUGGUGCAUCAACAUCUACACCAAUUACUUCAAGAAAGCCAGAAACAACUCCAGCAACACCAGAAAUAAUAACAACAGAAUCCAUAACUACAUCUAAAGUGACAGGGGGCAUAACUACUACCCUGACUCCCCUUGUUACCACUACGCCAGGAAGCACCACUCCCGUUUGCCAACCCAAAUGCCAGUGGACCUCUUGGUUCAGUUUUCACACUCCAAGCUCUGACCCUGGGGAUGGCGAUCACGAGGACAUUAAGAGCAUCCAGGCAUCGGGGGGUACCAUCUGCGAGCACCCUGAAAAGGUGGAGUGCAGAGCAGUGGACUACCCAGACCUCAGCGCAUCUGAACUUGGACAGAACAUGGUGUGCGAUCCUACCAUUGGACUCCUUUGCGAGAAUGCCAAACAGAAAGGGAAGUACAAGAUAUGUUAUGACUAUGAGAUGAGAGGACUGUGUUGCGACUACAAGCACUGUGAAACCACGCCAACGCCACUGGUCACAACAAUAAUCACAGGAAAGCCAACAACCACAGAAACACCAGGCAGCACGGCAGGCAAGAGCACGGCUCCAGCAUCCUCCACCGGCUCUACACCACCUCCCGUUGUAUUCACCACCACAGAAAGCACCACCCUUGUUUCAACAACUCCAGGAGUUACAACCGGAAAGCCAACCACCACCACCCAGUCAAUGCCAAUUUCCACCCUGCCUCUCACAACACCAGGAGUUACAACCGGAAAGCCAACCACCACCACCCAGUCAAUGCCGAUUUCCACCCUGCCUCUCACAACACCAGGCUCAGUCAGCACAGCUGCCACCACCACUGAAAGCACCACCCUUGUUUCCACAACACCAGGAGUAGCCACAGGAAAGCCAACAACCACAGAAACACCAGGCAGCACGGCAGGCAAGAGCACGGCUCCAGCAUCCUCCACUGGCUCUACACCACCUCCCGUUGUAUUCACCACCACCGAAAGCACCACCCUUGUUUCAACAACUCCAGGAGUUACAACCGGAAAGCCAACCACCACCACCCAGUCAAUGCCGAUUUCCACCCUGCCUCUCACAACACCAGGCUCAGUCAGCACAGGUGCCAUUUCCACUGGAGUGGUCCCCACUGUGACAGCCACAACACUCCAGUCCACUCCUGUUUCCAAACCUUCCUCAACAAUACCAACCACCGGGACCACUGCACAAACCCCUCCAGUCCUGCUGACCACAACCACUCUGGCUCCCCUUGUUACCACUACGGCAGGAAGCACCACUCCCGUUUGCCAACCCAAAUGCCAGUGGACCUCUUGGUUCAGUUUUCACACUCCAAGCUCCGACCCUGGGGAUGGCGAUCACGAGGACAUUAAGAGCAUCCAGGCAUUGGGGGGCACCAUCUGCGAGCACCCUGAAAAGGUGGAGUGCAGAGCAGUGGACUACCCAGAUCUCAGCGCAUCUGAACUUGGACAGAACAUGGUGUGCGAUCCUACCAUUGGACUCCUUUGCGAGAAUGCCAAACAGAAAGGGAAGUACAAGAUAUGUUACGACUAUGAGAUGAGAGGACUGUGUUGCGACUACAAGCACUGUGAAACCACGCCAACGCCACUGGUCACAACAAGUGCCACCACCAAAGAAGCCCCAGGUAGUACGGUGGGCAAGAGCACAGCUCCAGCAUCCUCCACGGGCUCUACGCCACCUCCCGUUGUCCACACCACCACUGAAAGCACCACCCUUGUUUCCACAACACCAGGAGUAGCCACAGGAAAGCCAACAACCACAGAAACACCAGGCAGCACGGCAAGCAAGAGCACGGUUCCAGCAUCCUCCACCGGCUCUACACCACCUCCCGUUGUAUUCACCACCACAGAAAGCACCACCCUUGUUUCAACAACUCCAGGAGUUACAACCGGAAAGCCAACCACCACCACCCAGUCAAUGCCGAUUUCCACCCUGCCUCUCACAACACCAGGCUCAGUCAGCACAGGUGCCAUUUCCACUGGAGUGGUCCCCACUGUGACAGCCACAACACUCCAGUCCACUCCUGUUUCCAAACCUUCCUCAACAAUACCAACCACCGGGACCACUGCGCAAACCCCUCCAGUCCUGCUGACCACAACCACUCUGGCUCCCCUUGUUACCACUACGGCAGGAAGCACCACUCCCGUUUGCCAACCCAAAUGCCAGUGGACCUCUUGGUUCAGUUUUCAUACUCCAAGCUCCGACCCUGGGGAUGGCGAUCACGAGGACAUUAAGAGCAUCCAGGCAUUGGGGGGCACCAUCUGCGAGCACCCUGAAAAGGUGGAGUGCAGAGCAGUGGACUACCCAGACCUCAGCGCAUCUGAACUUGGACAGAACAUGGUGUGCGAUCCUACCAUUGGACUCCUUUGCGAGAAUGCCAAACAGAAAGGGAAGUACAAGAUAUGUUACGACUAUGAGAUGAGAGGACUGUGUUGCGACUACAAGCACUGUGAAACCACGCCAACGCCAUUGGUCACAACAAGUGCCACCACUAAAGAAGCCCCAGGUAGUACGGUGGGCAAGAGCACAGCUCCAGCAUCCUCCACGGGCUCUACGCCACCUCCCGUUGUCCACACCACCACUGAAAGCACCACCCUUGUUUCCACAACACCAGGAGUAGCCACAGGAAAGCCAACAACCACAGAAACACCAGGCAGCACGGCAGGCAAGAGCACGGCUCCAGCAUCCUCCACCGGCUCUACGCCACCUCCCGUUGUAUUCACCACCACCGAAAGCACCACCCUUGUUUCAACAACUCCAGGAGUUACAACCGGAAAGCCAACCACCACCACCCAGUCAAUGCCAAUUUCCACCCUCCCUCUCACAACACCAGGUUCACUCAGCACAGCUGCCAUUUCCACUGGAGUGGUCCCCACUGUGACAGCCACAACACUCCAGUCCACUCCUGUUUCCAAACCUUCCUCAACAAUACCAACCACCGGGACCACUGCACAAACCCCUCCAGUCCUGCUGACCACAACCACUCUGGCUCCCCUUGUUACCACUACGGCAGGAAGCACCACUCCCGUUUGCCAACCCAAAUGCCAGUGGACCUCUUGGUUCAGUUUUCACACUCCAAGCUCCGACCCUGGAGAUGGCGAUCACGAGGACAUUAAGAGCAUCCAGGCAUCAGGGGGCACCAUCUGCGAGCACCCUGAAAAGGUGGAGUGCAGAGCAGUGGACUACCCAGACCUCAGCGCAUCUGAACUUGGACAGAACAUGGUGUGCGAUCCCACCAUUGGACUCCUUUGCGAGAAUGCCAAACAGAAAGGGAAGUACAAGAUAUGUUACGAUUAUGAAAUGAGAGGACUGUGUUGCGACUACAAGCACUGUGAAACCACACCAACACCACUGGUCACAACAAGUGCCACCACCAAAGAAGCCCCCGGUAGCACGGUGGGCAAGAGCACAUCUCCAGCAUCCUCCACGGGCUCUACGCCACCUCCCGUUGUCCACACCACCACUGAAAGCACCACCCUUGUUUCCACAACACCAGGAGUAGCCACAGGAAAGCCAACAACCACAGAAACACCAGGCAGCACGACAGGCAAGAGCACGGCUCCAGCAUCCUCCACCGGCUCUACACCACCUCCCGUUGUAUUCACCACCACCGAAAGCACCACCCUUGUUUCAACAACUCCAGGAGUUACAACCGGAAAGCCAACCACCACCACCCAGUCAAUGCCGAUUUCCACCCUGCCUCUCACAACACCAGGCUCAGUCAGCACAGGUGCCAUUUCCACUGGAGUGGUCCCCACUGUGACAGCCACAACACUCCAGUCCACUCCUGUUUCCAAACCUUCCUCAACAAUACCAACCACCGGGACCACUGCACAAACCCCUCCAGUCCUGCUGACCACAACCACUCUGGCUCCCCUUGUUACCACUACGGCAGGAAGCACCACUCCCGUUUGCCAACCCAAAUGCCAGUGGACCUCUUGGUUCAGUUUUCACACUCCAAGCUCCGACCCUGGGGAUGGCGAUCACGAGGACAUUAAGAGCAUCCAGGCAUUGGGGGGCACCAUCUGCGAGCACCCUGAAAAGGUGGAGUGCAGAGCAGUGGACUACCCAGACCUCAGCGCAUCUGAACUUGGACAGAACAUGGUGUGCGAUCCUACCAUUGGACUCCUUUGCGAGAAUGCCAAACAGAAAGGGAAGUACAAGAUAUGUUACGACUAUGAGAUGAGAGGACUGUGUUGCGACUACAAGCACUGUGAAACCACGCCAACGCCACUGGUCACAACAAGUGCCACCACCAAAGAAACCCCAGGUAGUACGGUGGGCAAGAGCACAGCUCCAGCAUCCUCCACGGGCUCUACGCCACCUCCCGUUGUCCACACCACCACUGAAAGCACCACCCUUGUUUCCACAACACCAGGAGUAGCCACAGGAAAGCCAACAACCACAGAAACACCAGGCAGCACGGCAAGCAAGAGCACGGUUCCAGCAUCCUCCACCGGCUCUACACCACCUCCCGUUGUAUUCACCACCACAGAAAGCACCACCCUUGUUUCAACAACUCCAGGAGUUACAACCGGAAAGCCAACCACCACCACCCAGUCAAUGCCGAUUUCCACCCUGCCUCUCACAACACCAGGCUCAGUCAGCACAGGUGCCAUUUCCACUGGAGUGGUCCCCACUGUGACAGCCACAACACUCCAGUCCACUCCUGUUUCCAAACCUUCCUCAACAAUACCCACCACCGGGACCACUGCACAAACCCCUCCAGUCCUGCUGACCACGACAACCACCCUGGCUCCCCUUGUUACCACUACGCCAGGAAGCACCACUCCCGUUUGCCAACCCAAAUGCCAGUGGACCUCUUGGUUCAGUUUUCACACUCCAAGCUCCGACCCUGGGGAUGGCGAUCACGAGGACAUUAAGAGCAUCCAGGCAUCAGGGGGCAUCAUCUGUGAUCACCCUGAAAAGGUGGAGUGCAGAGCAGUGGACUACCCAGACCUCAGCGCUUCUGAACUUGGACAGAACAUGGUGUGCGAUCCUACCAUUGGACUCCUUUGCGAGAAUGCCAAACAGAAAGGGAAGUACAAGAUAUGUUACGAUUAUGAGAUGAGAGGACUGUGUUGCGACUACAAGCACUGUGAAACCACGCCAACGCCACUGGUCACAACAAGUGCCACCACCAAAGAAGCCCCCGGUAGCACGGUAGGCAAGAGCACAGCUCCAGCAUCCUCCACGGGCUCUACGCCACCUCCCGUUGUCCACACCACCACUGAAAGCACCACCCUUGUGUCCACAACACCAGGAGUAAUCACAGGAAAGCCAACAACCACAGAAACACCAGGCAGCACGGCAGGCAAGAGCACGGCUCCUGCAUCCUCCACCGGCUCUACGCCACCUCCCGUUGUCCACACCACCACUGAAAGCACCACCCUUGUUUCCACAACACCAGGAGUUAUAACCGGAAAGCCAACAACCACAGAAACACCAGGCAGCACGGCAGGCAAGAGCACGGCUCCAGCAUCCUCCACGGGCUCUACGCCACCUCCUGUUGUCCAUACCACCACUGAAAGCACCACCCUUGUUUCGACAACUCCAGGAGUUACAACCAGAAAGCCAACCACCACCACCCAGUCAACGCCCAUUUCCACCCUACCUCUCACAACACCAGGCUCAGUCAGCACAGCUGCCGUCUCCACUGGAGUGGUCCCCACUGUGACAGGCACAACACUCCAGUCCACAGCUGUUUCAAAACCUUCCUCAACAAUACCCACCACCGGGACCACUGCACAAACCCCUCCAGUCCUGCUGACUACAACAACAACCAUGGCCCCCCUUGUUACCACUACGCUAGAAAGUACUUCAACUGUGUGCCUUCCAAAGUGUAAUUGGACCUCCUGGUACGAUUUGCACCGUCCUACCAACAGUCCAGAUGAUGGCGAUAUUGAGAAUUUUGAGACCAUCCGAAAAGCUGGUGGAAAUGUUUGCAAACAUCCACAAGACAUUGAAUGCAGAGCUGAAAGUCACCCUGAUGUCAGCCUGUAUCUGCUUGGUCAGGAAGUGCAAUGUAACCUCCAUGUUGGACUUUUGUGCGAAAAUUCAAAGCAAACAGAUAAGAUGUGUCUGAACUUUCAGGUUAGAUACCAGUGCUGUGAAUACAAGCCUUGCCAUCCUAGCACAACACCCCUGAGCACACCAGGUGUAGCUACGACAGAAACACCAGGCAGCACGGCAGGCGAAAGCACAACUCCAGCAUCCUCCAAGGGCUCUACGCCACCUCCCAUUGUAUUCACCACCACCCAAAGCACGACUCUUGUUUCCACAAAUCCAGGAGUAACCACAGGAAAGCCAACGACUACAGAAACACCAGGCAGCACUGCUGGCAAGAUCACAGCCCCAGCAUCCUCCACAGCUUCUACGCCACCUCCCAUUGUAGUCACCACUACCCAAAGCACCACCCUUGUUUCUACCACUCCAGGAAUUACAACAGGAAAGCCAAUCACCACCACCCCUUCGACUCCCAUUUCCACCAUCCCUCUCUCAACUCCUGGCUCUGUAAGCACACCUUCCAUCACUUCUGGAGGGGCUUCCACUGUUUCAACCACAUCUCUUCCAUCUACCCAUUUUUCCAAACCUGUGUCAACGAUAUCCACUACUGGGUUCACUGUAGAAACAGCAACUGUCCCUACUAGAGUGCCAUUUUCCACUAAGCCUUUGGUCGUUGUUACAACAGCAGCAACAAGUACUUCCAUACCUUCUACAACAGGAACUAGCACAUUCACUUUGAGCAGUACAACUCCAUGUUUCUGUCGUGUGCCCGGAUUUAGUAAGGGCUUGUUUUCUCCUGGGGAAGUAAUAUACAAUAGAACUGAUAGUUCCGGAUGCAGUUUUUAUGCAAUUUGCAACAGAAGCUGUGAAAUUGAGGUGUUCCAGGGACCAUGUCCUUCAACAACUCCUUCCCACCCAUCAACACCAUCAGUUACAACUGCAGGAACCCCGCCUUCUCCGUCACCCACUAUUGUUGUUCCAUCAACUGGAGUAUACACUACUGCAGCUUUAUCAACCCCCACAACUCCUGUAACAGGUUGCCCUGAUAUUGAUCCACCAAGAAAGACCAAUGAAACUUGGAUGUUUAACAACUGCACUGUGGCAACUUGUGAAGGAAACAACAAAAUAGUUCUGAAGCCACAACCACCUGUAGAGAAGACAGUAUGUGUGAGUGGACUCCCACCAAUAAAAAUAGUAGAUAAGGAUGGCUGUGUUGAACGCUACGAAUGUGAAUGUAUUUGCACUGGUUGGGAUGCUAACUAUCUGACAUUUGAUGGCACUGAUUACACUUUCCAUGACAACUGCACUUACAUCUUGGUGAAAGAGAUUGUGAAUAUACAUGGAAACUUUAGUGUUUUGGUUGACAAUUACUUCUGUGAUGUAACUAACAAUCAGUCCUGUUCCAGAGCCAUCAUUGUAAAUUACAAUUCAAUGGAAGUUGUGCUAAGCAGUGAAGUGCAUGAAGGAGUGAGAAUUAACAAGGUUAUUUUCAACCAUGAGCCAGUCAAUGGAGAUUUCACCAAAUAUGGUAUUUCUGUCACCAGUACUGGUACUGUCAUGAGUGUCGAAAUCCCUGCACUCCAAGCUUUUAUAUCUUUCAACGGGCUCACUUUCUCAGUAAAACUCCCCUUUGGCCUAUUUCAACAUAACACAGAGGGGCAAUGUGGGGUAUGUUCAAAUGACAAGACAGAUGACUGCCGCCUCCCCAACGGCCAUGAAGCUUCCUCUUGCUCAGAAAUGGCCAGCUACUGGAAGACGUAUGAUAAAAACAAGCCCCAUUGCUAUGGAGUGCCAACAACAUCACCUCCGACAACAACACCGCAUGAGCCAAGAACGACAACACCAGCACCAACACCCUGCACCACUCCAUCUCCUCUAUGCGAGCUGAUUGUGAGCGAUGUCUUUGAAGAAUGCCAUAAGGUUCUGCCUCCCAGAAUAUACUAUGAAGACUGCCUCCUUGAAGCCUGUCAGUCUUCCAAUGAUUCUGUGCCUUGCUACAAUUUGGAGAUAUAUGCUUCCCUCUGCAUAGCUAAAGGGGUUUGUACUGACUGGAGGAACAUGACGCUAGGAAAAUGCCCAUACCACUGCCCCAAAGACAAGGUGUACAAUGCAUGUGGCCCCAUUCACCCUGUCACCUGUGAUGAUGGGUAUGAUACAAGUGAGCAUGUUGCUGAAGGGUGCUUCUGCCCCAAGGACAAAAUCCUCUUCAAUACAUACACGGAUAUCUGUGUCAAAACAUGUGGUUGCGUGGGACCAGAUGGAUUGCCCAGACCACCUGGCUCCUCAUGGAAGAGCAACUGUCAAGAGUGUAUUUGUGACCCAUUGACUGAGAGCGUCCAGUGCAAGCCACAAACCUGUGUGUCAUCGGAAGCACCCAAAUGUGAGAAAGAAGGGUUUGUGCCUAUCCCUGUGCUGACACCCGGAGACCCGUGCUGUCCAGAACUUCAAUGCAAAUGCAAUACUACUACCUGCUCCAACGAAAAGAAACCUUGUGAACUUGGAUACGAGGCAACCCCAGUCCUGCUUGAAGGAGACUGUUGUGUCAGCUUUCCCUGUAAACCGAUCCCAGAUGUCUGUCUUGUCAAUGGAACACUUUACAGGGCUGAAAUGCCUAUUCCUAGCAAGCCUUGUGAAACGUGUGUCUGCAGCUCUGAAAAGGACCCAGACUCCAAUACAAAUCUUGUAAAAUGUCAACCAGUUACAUGUGAUACGGAUUGUCGAGCGGGUUACGAGUACCAGGUAGAAGCUGGGGAGUGUUGUGGAAAGUGUGUCCAGAAUGCAUGCAUAAUCAACAUGAAUGAAACCACUGAGAUACUACAGCCUGGUGAAAUUUGGCCACCAGGAGGAAAUAACUGCACCUACUACGAAUGUGAGCAAAUGAAUGAUACAUUCAUUCUGGUCCAAUCUAAAAGGAAAUGCCCCAUCAUUCAUCCAGAGGAGUGUGAAUCUCAUGAACUUGAACUGACUCCUGAUGGCUGCUGUGAAACUUGUAAACCUAAAACAAACGACUGCAAGGUUCACAAGAACCAAACUCUUAUCCGACAGAAUGAAUGCAUAUCUUCUGAAGUUGUGGAACUGACCUACUGUGAAGGGGCUUGUCCAAGCUCUUCAAAGUAUUCCAGUGAAGCAAAAGCAAUGCAACACGAGUGUACCUGCUGCCAGGAGCUCAAGAGCCAUAGGAGAAAUGUGACCUUGACAUGCCAGGAUGGCAAAAGCAUUGACUAUGACUACAUCUACGUGGACGAGUGUCAGUGCAUGACUGCGUGCAUUCCACAAUCCAAAAUUUAG
Messenger RNA from Zootoca vivipara (common lizard), 13542 nucleotides. Lineage: Eukaryota; Metazoa; Chordata; Lepidosauria; Squamata; Lacertidae. The record is from RefSeq and is a predicted model, not a curated record.